This is a messenger RNA of Polyodon spathula (Mississippi paddlefish), 2861 nucleotides long. Its product is annotated as homocysteine-responsive endoplasmic reticulum-resident ubiquitin-like domain member 1 protein. NCBI's taxonomy places the organism in Eukaryota, Metazoa, Chordata, Actinopteri, Acipenseriformes, Polyodontidae. Gene Ontology annotation, biological process: endoplasmic reticulum calcium ion homeostasis; negative regulation of endoplasmic reticulum stress-induced intrinsic apoptotic signaling pathway; endoplasmic reticulum unfolded protein response. The record is from RefSeq and is a predicted model, not a curated record. The transcript has 8 exons. Gene Ontology annotation, molecular function: transmembrane transporter binding. Gene Ontology annotation, cellular component: endoplasmic reticulum membrane. The coding region runs from base 278 to 1471 and encodes 397 amino acids.
CACAUUACUUCCCGUUCUGUACUUGGAACUGGACGUGAAACUUUCACGUAGGCUUGGUUGCGUUUCGGGUUUGUAAAUUAUAUAAUCGUGACUGAGUCUUUGAACGUUACUACUACUAUUAUUAUUAAAAUCUGUAUAGCUAGUAACUCAGUUGUGCAAGAGACCCAGGCUUGUUGAAAUCCGUUGGUUACUUUGUUAUGCUCCUUUUGGUUGGAAGAACAAACGUAAACACAACAAGGGCGAAGUGAACUUUUCUCUCCAAGAAACCAAAAGGAAAAUGGAGCUUCCACCAAACCCCGUAGAGCCUGAACAGGAGGCUUUGACGCUGACGAUCAAAACCCCCAAUCAAGCGUUCGAGGACCAGACCGUGCGGGGAGUGCUGCUGACUUGGACCGUGAAGGAGCUGAAGACGCAUUUAACGAGGAUCUACCCCAGCCACCCGCCUGAAAAAGACCAAAGGCUGAUCUAUUCAGGGAAACUGCUCCCAGACCAUCUGCACAUGAAGGACAUCUUUCGUAAGUCGGACACGCAGCCUACUCUUCACUUGGUGUGCAGCUUUAAGCCCCCAUUGGAUUUGCAUCAACCCACACAAGCCAAGCUUACAGAAAGGAAUCCACGUGUGGACUCUGCCCCUCGCACUCCCAGCCAGGCUGUAGGAGCUGUCUCCCCUUCAGCUGCAGGAGACGGAUUGAGACACAGAGGAAACCUGCAGGAUGGAGCUGCCGCCUGGACACCCCCAGUGCUGCACACGGGAGGAGAUCAGCAGUCACAUCCUGGCUUGGCAGCUUAUUCCAUGUACAACCCACAGCAGCUUCUCUGGCUUCAGCAGAUGUAUGCACGACAGUACUACAUGCAUUACCAGGCUGCUCUUGCAGCUGCCGCCGCCGCCUCCCCUCCGGCCCCCAGCCCCCAGUCUCUGCCUGUGGUGCCCCCCGGCGCCCCCGCCCUGGCUGACCAGGCCCCUGUCAACCAGAACAUCGCGCCGCCCGCACCCGUCAACCCAGGAGCCAAUCAGAACCUGCGCAUGAACGCCCAGGGUGGGCCGGUGAUGGAGGAGGAGGAGGAGCUGAACAGGGAUUGGCUGGACUGGCUCUACACUGCCUCUCGCUUCUCCGUCUUCCUCAGCAUCCUGUACUUCUACUCCUCCGUGAGCCGCUUCGUGAUGGUCAUGAGUGCCCUGAUGGUCCUGUACUUGUACACUGCCGGUUGGUUUCCGUUCAGACAGAGACCCGCACGACCGGUUCCCAACAAUCCAGUCCUGGCACAGGCAGCCGAAGACAUCCAAAACCAGGAAAACCAAAACCGCAACGACGCUCCAGAGGACGUGUCUGGGGAGGAGCAGGGACAGACAGAGGCUCUGCUCGCAGCCACGCUCCCAGAGAGACGCUCGGUGUUCAACACAGCCUGGAUCUUCUUCAAGACCUUCUUUUCCUCUCUCAUACCCGAAGGACCUCAAGCGAUCGCAAACUAACAAGGAGAGCAGCGGUCUGAUGUAAACUGCAUUGCACAGACGUGCUGAUAUGUACCCCGCUGGCGUCUCCACCAGUUGGCAGCACGGCACAGUAAGUGGCAGGGGUUCCAAUGUAGCUGGCUAUCGCUCCCCCUCCACGCCCAUUUUAUACCUGAUCUCAAUGUGCGAUGAGGCAGUCUGGACUCUGGAUGUGAUAAACAUUUAUAUAUUUGAUACUAUUGAAUGCCAUCAUAUUACAAUACAGUACAGUCCAUUUCUACUGUUAUUCAUGCAAACAACAACACUGUCACUGAAGCAAAGCCCAUAUCUUCAAUCAAACCUUUAUUUUAUAUUGUAUACCUGUAUAUACUGUAAAUAUAUGCACUCUGGGAAAUAAGUACCGGUGUACAGUAUCAGCACAGCACUUUAUGUUCACGACCAAACGUAAAAUCUCCGUGCCAUAUUUUACCCCUGUAAAAGCACCACAGAUUUCUUUUUUCAAAGUCUUUAUUAUUUUUUUUUUGUGCUACAUUGCAGUCUGAGAUCGGUACACCACUUCUUCAGUAUUGUAAUCAAGCUUUGUUGAUCAACCUACACAGACAGUGCUCCCACUUUCACUAUCUGAAUCUGAAAAAAAAGUAAUGAAUUAGCGAAGACCCUUUUUAGAGUCCAGUACAUUGCUUGUGCCGUGCAAUGUACUGUCAGCAGGGCAAAAUUGUGAAUGAACCAGACAUGUGAGAUAACAUGGGAGCGCUGUGUGUAACUUUUCAGUGUAGAGCAGAAACGCUUGGGCGCUUGCUGCAGUGUCUUUUAGUUUAUUAGGUCAUUAGAUACCGCUAGGUCCCCAGUGCCAGUGUUGUAGGGGUCUUUAUCAUUUCAAACGAGGACAAGUGCGUUACUAGAGCAGAACUGCAAUUCUACACCGUUACCUGGAGCGUUGCAAAGAUAACCGGUACAGCGAUUCUGUUCCAGCAAAUUUCAACAUCGUAAAUAAAACAGAAUCUUACUAUUAACUGUAAAUGUAGGAAAAAUUAUAGUAAGGAUUAGUUUAACUGUACAUUUUGUAUAAAUUCUUUCUUUGAGAAGAGGCUGGAUCUGUAGUUGUGUUAUAUGCUAUAUAAUCAUGGCAAGGCUCUCUUUAUCUAAACUGAAGGUGUAUCUGUUUAUUUUCUAACAGUACCCACUGGAGAGGUUUGGGUGAAAGGGGCUCUGGUCUAUCUCUAUAUAGUAUAUACACAAGCAAUGCAAUCCCAGCUCCUGUUGUAAUUGUUCCUGGUCAGUCAGCUGCUACCAGCGAGUCAGCUGUUGUUUGUCGCCUGUAUGCAGCUCUUUGUUAUAAACGAUCUUGAUAAAAUAAUUCAAUAUGUUUGUGGAAAGCUUUAUUAAUUAAUAAAGGUGCAUUUUGCGUCAA